Molecule: messenger RNA, 873 nt
Organism: Chaetomium globosum CBS 148.51
Lineage: Eukaryota; Fungi; Ascomycota; Sordariomycetes; Sordariales; Chaetomiaceae
Exons: 5
Coding region: 1-873 (290 amino acids)
Biological process (GO): Golgi organization; endoplasmic reticulum organization; endoplasmic reticulum to Golgi vesicle-mediated transport
Cellular component (GO): endoplasmic reticulum membrane; endoplasmic reticulum-Golgi intermediate compartment; COPII-coated ER to Golgi transport vesicle
Molecular function (GO): D-mannose binding
Source: RefSeq, a predicted model, not a curated record
AUGUUGAAAUCGACGCUCUCAGCCUUGUGGCUGGCCACUCUUGCCUGGGGCGCGGGCAAAACGGAGGAGAACAAUGUCAAGAGCAUAGGGCUACGGACACACAGUCUGGCCCAGCCGUAUCUGGACUCUGACAUGCAAAGUCGGUGGUACGACUUUGGUGGCGACACCAUCAUCCGCACCGACCAGUACAUCCGCCUGACCUCCGAUCACCCAUCACAGACCGGAUGGCUCUUCUCCAGGGUCCCAUUGACGGCGACGAACUGGGAGAUUGAGGUGGAAUUCAAGAUCCACGGCAAGAACCAGUUGUAUGGCGACGGCUUCGCCAUGUGGCUGACGAAAGGAGCGUGGGAAGGCCCGGUGUCGUUUUCCCUUACGUCAUGGCUAUGGUCGGCGACGGACAGAAAUCGUACGACAAGGACACGGACGGCAAGGACACCGAGUUUGCCGGCUGCUUCGCUAGAGGCAUCCGACACGCCAACGUCCCGACUAAGCUCCGUCCUGACUUACUUCCAGGACAAGAACCUCAAGCUGGAGCUGCAGUACAAGUCCGAGGGCGAGUGGACGCUCUGCUUCGAGACGGACAAGCCGCCCUCGAUCCCGCAGGUUGCCUACCUGGGCUUCAGCGCCGAGACGGGCGAACUGAGCGACCACCACGACAUCAUCUCGAUCGAAGCCAAGAACCUGUACCAGUCUCAGUCUACGAGCGGGAAAGGCACCCCCGGCAGCAGCAGGGGCAAGAAGGCGACCCCGAAGGAGAGCGGCAGCUGGACCUGGUUCUUCAUGAAGACCAUCUUCUUCUUCAUGGUUGUUGGUGGUGGCUAUGUGGGAUAUACUGCCUGGAGGACGAACCAGAAGCGGAGCCACCGUUUCUAA